UGGUGCGGCUAGCAUCCGACCCUCCUCCCAUCGAGCUCACUCUACUACUCGGAGGUUGUGUUCUCCGCCAACGCCACCGCCAACGCCAACGCCAACGCCAACGCCAACGCCAACAUGGCCACUUCUGCCUGUAGCCUCAACAGUUACUGCUCUUUAUAUAAUCGUAGCAAUAUUACUCACAGGUCCUUGUUCCGAAUUACCAGUAAUAAACAUAUGACUGUCAAUGCCCCCUUCUCCUUCACCCAUUCUUUUUCAUCAAUAUCUCCGUCCCCCGCUCGUGCAAUUGUAGCCAAAGCAGCUUCAAGCAGUAAAAACAGUAGAGACGCUAAAAAGGAACAAGUAGUGGAGGAGGAGGAGGAAGAGGAAGUAGAGGAGGAAUUGCCCUGGAUACAAGAGAAGGCUUUGGAUUUGGUCGAGUUCACGGGCUCCGUCACGCAGGCCAUUCCAGGCCCACGCGUUGGCCGGAGCUCCCUUCCGUGGAUUAUUGCUGUUCCUUUGGCCUAUCUUGGCAUCACUUUUGCCAUUGCUGUUGUUAAGACCGUUCGGAAGUUCAAUUCCCCCAUGGAGAAGCGUCGCAAAUUGGUCAACACAAAUGCAUUUCUAUGCAAAUCCAUGGAUGAGAUGUUCCAGAAAGGAAGAGAUGCAUUAGAUCAAUCGGCUUUGAAUGGGCUGAUGCAGAAGACUGGUUUUGACAUGGAGGAGAUUUUACGCAAGUACAUAAGAUAUAUGUUGAAUGAGAAGCCAUUUAAUCCAGAUUGUGUAUCAAAUUUGAUUCAUCUUAGGAAAGUAUCAAUGUUGGAUGAUUCUCAAGUCGCUAGCAUUCUGAAUGAAAUUUCAAGAAGGAUCGUUAAAGACAAAGGUCCUGUGGUCAUGGAUAUGACAGGAUAUUCUGAAAAGGGUUUCAAAAGAAAACUUGCCGUGCAAGCUCUUUUUGGAAAGGUUUACUAUCUGUCUGAGCUACCCGAGUUCUGUUCAAGGGAUAGCUCUUUAACUGUCAAAGAAAUUUUUGGAGUAGCAGAUGAAGAUGCUGAAAAGCUGAGGCUACACACUGUCUCAGAAGCCGGGGAUAUGGAGUCACUGGAGAAGAUGGUUGAUGGUUCGGAUUCGGAGGAGUCGACUGUUGGCUAAUCCAAUAGUUCUUAGAAGCUUAGGCAACACACCAAAUUUUGUAGGUUGGAGAAUGCAUCAGUAACAGUUGAAAAGCAGCACAUAAUUUGUCAUUUUUGCUGUUUUAUAGCAGGCUGCACUUGGGAGGUUUAUGUGACGAUUUAUUCAAUUUUAUCCCUUCAAAGUUUUGCUGCAUAAAAUUUUAUUGACCUACUUCUCUGUGAGCUUAGACAGUAUUUAGGGUCGCUAAAGCUUUAAUAAAAUGGCGCGUCUCAAUUUUUUACUAUUUUUUUAUCCACAUAUUUCAAGAUA
Messenger RNA from Olea europaea var. sylvestris, 1419 nucleotides. RefSeq lists its product as uncharacterized. The transcript is spliced from 6 exons. Gene Ontology annotation, cellular component: chloroplast envelope; chloroplast thylakoid membrane. The record is from RefSeq and is a predicted model, not a curated record. Bases 115 to 1128 code for a protein of 337 amino acids. Lineage: Eukaryota; Viridiplantae; Streptophyta; Magnoliopsida; Lamiales; Oleaceae.